Opisthorchis viverrini is the source of this 931-nucleotide messenger RNA. RefSeq lists its product as hypothetical. The transcript is spliced from 4 exons. Lineage: Eukaryota; Metazoa; Platyhelminthes; Trematoda; Opisthorchiida; Opisthorchiidae. Gene Ontology annotation, molecular function: ribonucleoside triphosphate phosphatase activity. The record is from RefSeq and is a predicted model, not a curated record. The coding region runs from base 202 to 894 and encodes 230 amino acids.
UAGGACCUCUGUACCUCAGUACAAGUUUUUUUAUGGCUCGAAAGCUGAACUUAACUGAACUUUCGCUUAGCCAAGACACCAUUUCUCCUUUUUGUAUGUUACCUGUACAUCACUGCUGACCCGUACUGCUGCCGUUGUUACUGGUCAGUAUGUUGUCAGCCUUAUCUAAUCCCCGUUGUAGGUCUUCCUGGUUUAUCGUCAAUGCAACGUCCAAAACACAAUAUUCUCCUUUUCACCGGAAAGCCGGGGAUCGGAAAAACUACUGUAGUAUCGCGACUAGCCACUCAGUUGUCCAAGCAUGUGGGUGUUCAUCUCACUGGGUUCUUCACGGAAGAAGUGCGGGUGAAAGAAGUGAGCAGGCCGCCGCGCCGAAUCGGAUUUGAUGUUGUCUCACUGGAACACGACACGAAGAACCGAUCACUAGCUCUGAAUGAACGAGCCCCGCUGGCCCGGAUACACCCGACUUCGACGAAAGACCUUCCGCGCGUUGGUCAAUACGUUGUGGAGUUACAGUCAUUUGAAGCCAUAUGCGUUCCGUGCUUAAAGAGUGUGUUGGAAAAAUGUCAACGGUCCCUCGUUGAUGAAAGCAUGCCAGGAAACAUGCAAACUAAUAUCACCGUUUGUGUGAUCGAUGAGAUUGGCAAAAUGGAACUGAUGUCGAACUCCUUCAAACGCUUAGUCAGUGACCUCAUCGACCGAAUAUCGAAGACACGACAAACUGUCCUUGUGGCCACAAUCCCCUCAGCCCGGUUACCGGAUGGGCGACGUGGAAUCCCGUUUGUAGACGAACUGUGUUCCCGACCAGAUGUUGAUCUUACUGAAGUGACGUAUUCAAAUCGCGCGUUUUUGCCGGAUCAAGUAUACCAGGCAAUAAUUUCCCGACUUCCCGCGUGACCUUCGUGAUUCUCGUGUCCCAUUUUCGAUCUGUUAA